Eublepharis macularius is the source of this 8532-nucleotide messenger RNA. It is a transcript of the gene ASAP2, whose product is annotated as ArfGAP with SH3 domain, ankyrin repeat and PH domain 2. Gene Ontology annotation, molecular function: GTPase activator activity; protein binding. Bases 204 to 3287 code for a protein of 1027 amino acids. Gene Ontology annotation, cellular component: cytoplasm. The transcript has 28 exons. The record is from RefSeq and is a predicted model, not a curated record. NCBI's taxonomy places the organism in Eukaryota, Metazoa, Chordata, Lepidosauria, Squamata, Eublepharidae. Gene Ontology annotation, biological process: positive regulation of GTPase activity.
CCCGGUUUGGCGCCUGCUUGGUUGGCUGCGGCGGCGGCUGGUUGCCGAGCGAUGUGAGGCGGAGACGCUUCCCUCGCCUCGCCUUCGCCUUCUCGCUUCCCAAGCCUUCCCACCCCCCUCCCCGUCCCUUUUCCUCCGCUGGAGCCGCCCCGCCGCCGCUCGCCCGUCCCGUCCCUCCUUCCUUCCCUCCCUCCCUCCCCGCCAUGCCGGACCAGAUCUCCGUGUCGGAAUUCGUGUCCGAGACCAAUGAGGAUUACAAGUCGCCCACCGCCUCCAACUUCACCACCCGGCUGGUGCAGUGCCGGAACACCGUGGCGGCCAUCGAGGAGGCACUGGAUGUUGACAGAACUGUUCUUUAUAAAAUGAAAAAAUCUGUAAAGGCAAUAAAUAUUUCUGGUUUAGCUCAUGUGGAAAAUGAAGAACAGUACACUCAAGCUUUGGAGAAAUUCGGAGGCAAUUGCGUCUGUAGGGAUGAUCCAGACUUAGGAACAGCAUUUUUAAAAUUUGCUGUAUUUACAAAGGAGUUGACUGCACUUUUCAAAAACCUGAUCCAGAAUAUGAAUAACAUAAUAACCUUUCCACUGGACAGUUUGCUGAAAGGAGAUCUAAAAGGAGUUAAAGGGGAUCUGAAGAAACCUUUUGAUAAAGCUUGGAAAGACUAUGAAACAAAAGUGACAAAAAUAGAAAAAGAGAAAAAGGAACAUGCUAAACUACAUGGUAUGAUCCGUACAGAAAUUAGUGGGGCUGAAAUAGCUGAAGAGAUGGAAAAAGAGAGACGGUUCUUCCAAUUACAAAUGUGUGAGUACCUGUUGAAAGUCAAUGAAAUCAAGAUUAAAAAAGGAGUUGACUUACUUCAAAACCUCAUCAAGUAUUUCCAUGCACAAUGCAACUUCUUUCAGGAUGGUCUGAAAGCCGUCGAAAGCCUCAAACCUUCAAUAGAAAAGCUCUCCACAGACCUUCACACCAUUAAGCAAGCACAAGAUGAAGAAAGAAAACAAUUAAUUCAGCUUAGGGAUAUUUUAAAAUCUGCACUUCAGGUUGAUCAGAAAGAGGAUUCUCAGCUCCGUCAGAGUACCACGUACAGUUUGCACCAGCCUCAGGGAAAUAAGGAGCAUGGUACAGAAAGAGAUGGGAGCCUCUAUAAGAAAAGCGAUGGAAUCAGAAAAGUGUGGCAGAAGAGGAAAUGCACGGUUAAAAACGGUUUCCUUACCAUUUCCCAUGGUACAGCAAACCGACCUCCUGCAAAGCUCAAUCUGUUAACUUGCCAAGUGAAAACAAACCCAGAAGAGAAAAAAUGUUUUGACCUCAUAUCACAUGACAGAACAUAUCAUUUCCAAGCAGAGGACGAACAGGAUUGUCAAAUCUGGAUAUCUGUGCUACAGAACAGUAAAGAAGAAGCAUUAAAUAACGCAUUCAAAGGAGAUGACAACACCGGAGAAAAUAACAUUGUCCAAGAACUGACAAAAGAAAUAAUCUCUGAUGUGCAGAGGAUGCCUGGAAAUGACGUGUGCUGUGACUGCGGAGCACAAGAUCCUACAUGGCUCUCAACCAACUUGGGCAUUUUAACUUGUAUCGAGUGCUCAGGAAUCCAUCGAGAGCUUGGCGUCCACUAUUCCAGAAUGCAGUCACUCACAUUAGAUGUGCUGGGAACAUCUGAACUGCUGCUUGCCAAGAAUAUUGGGAAUGCAGGAUUUAAUGAGAUUAUGGAAUUUUGCCUCCCUGGAGACGAGAUAGUCAAACCCAAUCCAAGCAGUGAUAUGAAUGCAAGAAAAGAUUAUAUUAAUGCCAAAUAUAUUGAAAGAAAAUAUGCAAGGAAAAAAUUCACAGACACUGUGGCUAAGCUACAAAGUCUCUCUGAAGCAGUCAGAACAAGAGACAUUUUCGGACUGGUUCAAGUGUAUGCUGAUGGUGUGGAUCUAACUGAGAAAAUUCCACUAGCAAAUGGUCAUGAACAAGAUGAAACUGCCCUUCAUCUCGCAGUAAGAUCAGUUGAUCGGACCUCGCUUCACAUAGUUGACUUCUUGGUGCAGAAUAGCGGAAACCUCGACAAGCAGACGUGUAAAGGCAGCACAGCUCUUCAUUACUGCUGUUUGACAGAUAACGUUGAGUGCCUCAAACUGCUGCUGAGAGGGAAAGCUUCCAUUGAAAUAGCUAAUGAAGCUGGAGAGACGCCACUUGAUAUAGCCAAACGCUUAAAACAUACACGCUGUGAGGAGCUGCUGACCCAGGCCUUAGCUGGAAGGCUCAAUUCCCACAUUCAUGUAGAAUAUGAAUGGCGGCUGCUUCAUGAAGACCUGGACGAGAGUGACGACGAUGUGGAUGAAAAGUUGCAGCAACCAAGCCCCAAUCGAAGAGAGGACAGGCCUGUCAGUUUCUACCAGCUAGGAUCAAGCCAUCUUCAGCCAAAUGUAGCGUCCUUGGCAAGAGAUGCUGCCAGCAUAGCCAAGGACAAGCAGAGGGGCUUCAUGCCCAGCCUCUUGCAGAACGAAACCUACGGAGCUAUACUCAGCAGCAGUCCGCCUCCCACCCAGACGGUGGCUCCUGUCACUAGUGCACCACCCUUGCCUCCCAGGAAUGUCGGGAAAGUUCAGUCUUCAUUUCUUGGCAGUGCUGUUCAAACAACUCCUUCAUCGAACACACUGUGGAAGACAAAUUCAUUAGGAAUGGAAAGCAUAAGCAGGCAGAGAUCUUCAUCUGAUCCACCAACUGUCCAUCCCCCCGUUCCACCAUUGCGUGUCACAUCUACAAGUAUCCUUUCUCCAGUACCACCUCCAGUUGUGAAGACAGCCAGUAUGCUGGAAGCUUUGAGCCACCAAUCAAAACAGCCGUCUGCACCACAAUCCAAGCCUACGCCACCCCCGCUUCCUCCCCAGCCUCCAAGCAGAAUUUCUCAGAAGAAGCCUGUUUCUGGGACCGAGAAGUCAUCUAGCUCAGCUAACAAGGGGCAGAACAAAGGAGCUGGAUCUCUGCAGCAGUCGUGUGGAGAGACUUCAUCUGCGUCUGAGAUGCUUGGAUCUCACGCUGCCCCUUCUACAAACAUGUCUGUACCAAUCCAGCCUCCAGCUCCAAUGCCAAGGAAAUCCCAAGCAUCAAAAACAAAACCCAAGAGAGUAAAAGCAAUUUACAACUGUGUAGCAGAUAAUCCAGAUGAGCUAACAUUUUCUGAGGGUGAUAUCAUCAUAGUUGAUGGUGAGGAAGAUCAGGAGUGGUGGAUUGGGCAUAUUGACGGCGAGCCUAACCGAAAAGGAGCUUUCCCUGUGUCGUUUGUGCACUUUAUUGUUGACUAAAUUGCCCCUUGCACACGGAGAGUCUUCUCACUUCCACAGAUUGUAGCGAUCCUUUGACAGAUGUGUUCCACAGCUUUUUCUUGAAAGCUUCACCACAUCAUUAUCUCACAAGUCUUACGAUGGAAUUAAGAAUUUCUAUUUGCCCAUAGGAAGUCUGGUUUAUAAUCGCAGGUAAAUUGUAAACAUUUUCAUGGUGAACUGGAAAGCCCUUUAAAAAUCAUACACUAUGAGCCCAAACCCAUGGAAUAGACGUGAAACCUGUUUCAUAAGUGUUGACAUACUAAAUUUUUCUUCAUAGACAAGAUACCACAGCUUCUCCCUUUAGCAGUCAAAGAAAAUCUCUGACACGCACCUCAGGACUAAGAGUUCUAGGUGAGCUAAGAGAUUACUUGACUGUACAAGUACGUUAUACCUUGUGUUGACUAUCUGGCCUUUGUUUGCAGUCAGUAUCCCAAAGCCUGUCUAGGUACUGUGUAGCAGCACUGAGAAUUUCCUUUCGAAAGAAGCAAUUUUCUCUGCUUUUACUCAGUACACUACAAAAAUGUGAGGAUCAAUUCCAGCUGUCUCUUGUAGGCAGAGUCGGCCAUUUUAUCAUGACCCUUUUGUUAAGAAAAUGAGCUUUGUUGUGAGGAGAGUUGAGAGAACUUUACUGCUUUAUGAAAACACACAGAUUGUCCUUAAGGGAAAUAUUUUCCUCCAUUUUUUUUUAAAGGGAGAGGUGCUCACAUGUAGGCAUGAUUGCUAUCUACGAAGGUUCAACUCUCUCUAGAGAUUUUUUUUUUUUAAUUGCAUGGAUGGAAGGGUCAGACAAGAACGACAAAAAAUACACCACCAGCGGCCCAAAUGGCAAUCCAGGUGCUCGUGAAUAACAUAAUGGGUACAAACAAAGCAGGGAGAAGACUUGGAGAGAUGAGAGGCUGGCAGUCACCGGAUGGAAAUGAGGGCGUCUGUUCAUGUAGGGCUCAAGCAUUUACACUUAGGACUGGAUUCUUGCAGGCUCCUUUGGCCAGCUAUAGCAAAAAUCCUUUUUAUUGUAAUACAUUGGAACAGCAACUAUAUGCACUUUUUGUAUGUGAGAAGCACAUGCUCACAGAGUACCUUCACUCAGACAGAAAUGCUCACCUUUUUUCAAAGCUUUUGAGUCCAGAAAAAGGCAAAAUCUAUAGCAGAAGCAACAUCUUUUGAGAUCUAAUAUAACCAAAACUUUCAGAGCUUUUAAAACACAUUAAAACUCCUGAAAUUUUCUGUGAAUACUGUAUUGGCACUAGCGGAGAUCCAGAACCCCUGGACUAAUAUUCUAGACUAAUAAUCCAUUUGUAAUGGAAACUGAGAGAUUUAUCACUUUCUUCAUAAACAACACCCAAAAAAUCACACAGGAUGUGCAUUCCAGUACAAAAUGUAGAGGCUGCCCCGCUUUCAAAGAACUCAAAAAGAAUGGGAAGUAGAUGACAGACAGGAAGACUGUUUACCUUGAAGGACCUUCUAAAUCCUUUGGAAUUAUACUUUCUCUUGUACAGGGGAAACACAGCCAAAUCCUUUAAGGUGAGGAGCUUCUCCAGAUUGGAAAGAGUAGGAAAAAUCCCUUAAAACAGUAGAAGUAACAAAUACAGCAGUGCCUAAUGUAUGGCAGAUAAACAAAUGAAACGUCAACCAAAUCAGAAAGAAGACGGAGAAUACAGAAUAGACAUCCUCAUAUGGCCUUGCCUCUCCUCCCAAAAAUGCAGUCAGUGAGGCAGAAGCAUUAAACUGGUCCACCCAAUAAAAUGGCAGAGAGAGAAUGCUUGCAGAAGCCAUGGGAAGCAAGUGGUGAGAAAAUUUCAUCAUCUGGCUCCUGGGAGGCAUUAAAAAUCCACAAAAGCAAUGCGGCCCCAGGGUGAUUUACCAAUUGGGCUUGGGAGUUUAUGGUUUCGCUAACUUCUACAAUAUCUUCAUCCCAAAGCUGACAUCCAGAGAAGAAAACGUGCUCAUUUUAUGAUCUCUAGUAAACAUAGGACAAAGUGGCUUUUCUAGUUCUGAUUCCAUUUGAGAGAGGAGCUGGUGAAUUUGAUCAAAUACUUCAGAAGGGUGGUUCUGCAGAUCUCAUAGGCCAGUUCAAUACAUUCCCUAAGACCAUGUUUUUACCAGCAAAUUGAAAGGAUACAACAGCAGUUGUCCUAUCGAGGCAGAAACUAGAGCCUGCUACCCAACCAACAUGUACUAGUUCUUUUCCUGCCAAAGUGAGGAAAGGAUAGUAACAUUGUCUCAUGAUCCAGGGUAAAUGUAGAGACCAUUUUAAGUACUGUUUUGUUCCCACUGAAAAUACACAGGUUUCCAUAGAACAAAAAGAACAGCCAACUUUAACGGUUGUUAACAACAGCUGCAAGAAAAAGAGUCUUUUUGAUCAGAAUUCUGAGUAAGCAUACUGAUGCUCACAGAUUCAGAUUGGGGAGUGAGACCUUCAUUGAGAUUCUUUGUGGGAGAUUUUUUCACCCCCUCAGGAGCCCAAAAUGCCCUCUAAAAUCAUAUACCUGGGGGUCCGCAGGAACAGGAUUUCAGGGGGCAUUUUGGGCUCCCACAGGAGGGGGGUGGAAUUCCAUCCACAAGCAGAAGUUCUUGUGCCCACGGAAACACUAGUCAGAAUUCAGGCCAUUGUCCUUCCUCUCAAGAACAUGAAAGCUUAUAUUUUGAUCCUGGAAGGCCAGUCUGUUGAUUCUUUUUGGGAGACUGUUACCAUAUUUCCUUGAGGCACUUUGUCCAGGUGAUACACUCACUUCCUUCUUUGGCAGUCCACAGAACUAGCAGAUAAGGAAGGUCCUCUGCCCUCUCCUUGCAAGACGUAAUGCGAAAGGUUGGCCUUGCCUCCCAGAGGUGUGUAUGUGUUAUCAUGAAGGGCUUGGAGUUUUCUCUGGGAGCCUGGAGAAAAUAGGGCAUUGCUUCAGUGGGAGAGGAAAAGUCUUGCGUGUAGGUCCCUUUUGUUGUUGUUCAGGAGGCAAGAUGAGCACUCCUUCCACAAUGGAUAUGAUGAGGAAGCUCUUCGUUAGUUUUGAAAAACACUUCAAAACUUGCAGAAUUGCAUCAUAGGUGGUAGAGGGGAGUAUCCCUCGUCUGAUGUUGUCACAGGUCCUAUCCAGUAAACUCCAGCAAUCCCAAACCGUACAGCCGUCACAAGAAAAUAAUGGACAUUAGCAGCAGGAAUCUCAUUUUCCAAGCAAGACACUGGUGCUGUUGGGAGUGCUGGGAAAAUGCAUUUUGAAUAGGUCCACCCUGCAUAGUUACUGUAUGGAAAGGUUGUCUGGAAAGACCCUCAGUUUCACUGAAGGAUUUUUAAUAAAAUGAUGUAGAUAUUUCCUUUAAACCCUGACCCUCUUUACCUCAGAUACGAGGUCAUACUUUUCUAUACUAAAUAUAUGCUCACCUCAUAUAUUUUAUUUCAUUCUUCAGUUGUGUUUGAGGGCACUACAUUUUUUUAGAACAAAAGAAAAUACAGCAGAAUUAUCAGUUAAGUAAACAGGUGUUCAUUGCGGUUCAUGAAAUUCUGCUUGCAGUCCUUUUCUUACAAAAUGUCUAGACUUGCAUUUCUUUUUUAAAAAACACAUAGGGAUAUGUUCACACACAGAAAUAUUGUGGUGGGAUAAAAGAGCAGGGAAUCGAUCUGAAUGCUCACUGUAUUAAGGUCUACACCACUACCGUGCAAGCAACUCAGUCUGCUUGCUGGCUCACACUGGCUUCAUAAAUACACACCAGACCACGGUAGUUACACUGUUAAUAAUUGUGAAUAGAUUUCAUAACUCUGAAUUGACAAUGGAAUAUUGAAAAACAUACCAACGUCCUUUUACUGUUUGUAUAUUGUGAUAUUGUUGCAGGGUUGUUUUUUUUAUGUUGCAUAUGCUACCAAAACCUGCACUGGUAGCAUAGGAUUAGAAUACCACUGCCCAGGUCACAUUGGCUUUGAUCACAAGUUUUGUGACUAUUGUAUCUCUAGAUUUAUCAAGAGAACUUUGAAUUUCUGACACAGAAAUUAUGUAUAUAUUGACUAGUGUAGGUUGUAAUAGAUGGGGGAAGAGCCAAUUGGUAUAUUUAUAUUGGGCGGGGGGGGGGGGGACUGCUGGAUCUCGCCCUUUAUACUGCCUUGCUGAAAUGGUACAUUCAAGGCAACUCAUCAACUAUGUGAGUACAAUCCAUUGGCUUAUAUUCAAAGCAGACCAUUUUAUCACACACACUGUUGUAGUGUAAAUGGGGAACAAACUGGAAUGUUUCAGAAUUCUUUUGUUGCAAGUUUUAAAGCUACUUCUACAUAUUCAAAGUACCCAAGACAUAUAUAUGUAUAUUUGGAAAAAGUAGUUUCCCACUACAAAUUUAAUCAGAUGCUGGUGAAUUUGGUUUGGCUUUUAACACUACUUUAUAUGUUUCUAUCCUUUGGUAAACUAUAGAAAAUAAAUGAUUGGCACAUUAUUUUGCACAGUUCACUUCAUGUACAGUAUUUUUAACACAGAAUCUUGCAGCUAAGGUGCAAAGCAGUCUUGGGGAAGCUUCUCUAGCCAUCAGCUUUCAUACUGGCCUGGAUCAAAAUAAUCACAAACUAGAUCCAUGCACCCAACGUAGGCUGUAACAUGUUUCCCAAACUGCUGCUUUUGAAACCAUGUGAACUCUCUAAAGCAGACUGAAAUGGCGUUGGAACCUGCCGCUGAAAAGGGGAAAAGUCCACUGGGUACAUCUAAGGUCUAGGGGACGCAUAAAGGGUAGCCAUUUGGAUCCCAGCCUCAGUAUAGAUGCUUUCAAUGGUUCUUAAAACCCCGAGAAGGCCUUGAAUAUUUUCUCACCAUUAUGUGAUGGCACUGAACUUGUAUCCAAGACUUGAUCUUCAUAUCAACGGCAUUUUGUCCUUUAAUGUAAAAUUAAAAGCUAGCUAUCCAGGAUUAUGGAUUUUUUUUAAAAAAAUUAAAUGCUAAGAAUUCCAUUUCAUAGCUGACAGUAUGGGAUGAUGAUAUUCAGCAAGCUGUUGGGCACAUUACAAGAUGACUGUGUUAACUAUUUUAAAAAAAAGGAGCAUAAGACACUUAAAAUACAGCUCAGAAUGCUACUUGAGAUGUAUAAUUUUGAUGUGAUGGUUUGAUUGUUUAGUUGCAGAGCAACUGUAUACAUUGUAUAACCUAAAUCAAUUCUUAUUUUUAGUGUCUGGAUGCAGUGAUUUAUAAUUGGAGCAUGAUUAAUUUUACUUUUGUUAAACUAGUCACUUGACUGGAAAAUAAACUGCUUUUAAACCUUA